Thelazia callipaeda (thelaziosis nematode) is the source of this 612-nucleotide messenger RNA. NCBI's taxonomy places the organism in Eukaryota, Metazoa, Nematoda, Chromadorea, Rhabditida, Thelaziidae. The record is from the annotation of a GenBank genome assembly.
AUAAAAAAUUCAAGGUUCAUUGUGAAUCGCGAGAUAUUGGUAACAGCGCUUGGCAUCUAUGGCUUAGUACAGAAUGAAACGAAUGCUGAGGGCAGCGAAUGGGAAACGACCGUUGAUAUUGAGAUAGCUGCUUCUGGUCAGACGAAAACAACCGACCUUACAUCUGUUACAUUAAGAGGAACCUAUGGAGAUGGGCGUGCAUUUAUUGCACAUUUUAAAAAACCUGCUAGAGUAGUGGCGAAUGUUCCGUACCGUGCAACAGUUUUGUUCCGAGAAGAAAUUGAAACAUUUUCUGGAAGUAACGGUCAGGAAGAUAUUCUCGUUUAUGUUGGAUCUGGUGGAGCGAUUGAACAAAAUUGCUCAGGAACAACACCUGCUGUUGAUCACUGUUCCGUGGCAAUGUUUGCUUUCCACAACGAUGACCCAAAUGGUAUACGAAGAGGAAUGACAAGGGGACCUGCUGUUUAUACAGAUGCUAUUGGAGGUUUUUACAAUCGACCUAUCAACAGUGUUGCUCCCAUAUACUCUGAAGGAUGUCUUUACGAAGGUCAAAUCCCAGAAAUUCAUUUUAUGGCACCAAUGGAUGUAAAGAAAGAAAUUCCAGAUGCGUAG